AUGUUUUAUGGUCAAAUUGGAUUCGCGCUGGCAAAUCUGACUGAGGAGCACUCUAAAGAGAAAGCAAAGGAGGUGGAGACGUAUUUCACAAACGGAAACGUCACAUUUGAGGUGGCAUGCAAGUUGAAGGAGGCAACUGGAACAGAAACAAUCAAGUUCUGUAGUGAGGCUGACACUACCGUAAAGGGGAUUAAAAAUUCGACACCGUUACAGUCGAUUGGAUCAGUUGAUGAUUUCAUUGAGUUCAUGAAGAAAGUUGAUGGAUACGAGAAGAUCGUCAAGAAGAGCGACUCAAUUGAGGAGAAAGACGAUGACUGGAAAAAGAUGAUGGAUGGCAUUAACAAGAACAAGAGGCUGCCUCCGCCAUACGUGAAGUUUCUGAAUGGGUUUCUGAAGGAGGGGUCCCACAAGGGCAGUGAGUUUGAGGACUACGUGAAGAACAAGAGUGGUGAAUUGAAUGGGAUAUUUAAUGUUGUUGAGAUUCAUGCAGCAUUUAAAGGAGCAGCAGAUGGGGUAUUCUACACCUAUUGCGUCUACAAGUCAGGUGGAGAUGGAGUCAAGUCAAAGAUCAUAAAGUUCAAGGCGAAAGAUGGCAACAUUAUUUCAGUAAGUGGAUUCACACUUACUGCAGUAUGGAUACUCGUCUUUUCUCUGGUAUAUGGAACAAUAUUGGUUGUAAUUGUCUCAAUUAUUUAUUGCAUAUACAGGUGCAUUAGGAAGAAACCAGUUGAAAAGAAGGUAGUGACAGAAGUAUGA
Molecule: messenger RNA, 756 nt
Organism: Enterospora canceri
Lineage: Eukaryota; Fungi; Microsporidia; Enterocytozoonidae
Source: the annotation of a GenBank genome assembly